AGCUGAGUCAGCCAUCUUGAAUUUGCCUUGAUGCGGUGAAGUUUUGGCUAUCCCGUGUGGACUUGGAACACUGUUUAAUUUGUUUUUAUUUGUUUGCAAUGCGCACUUUUAUCCCUCCGCUUCAAACCACCACCACCUCAGCUUUUGUCAUUGGUCUUAUUGCCCUCGUUUUCUUAAGCGCCGUCUUCUCAUCAGCCCUGAUUUGGCUCAAGUGUGUGGUUGGGAGAUCAUCUCGAAAUCGUUUAAACACUUCAGAUAUCGGACCACAAAAAGUGCUACCAAGAGUCAGCGUUUCGUCAUCAGACAGGUGCCAAUAGGAACCAAAAGAUGGCUGCUGCCCAGAAGCAUGUGCUGCGUGUGUAUGUUGCACGAGACACUGCCGUGAAAUUUAUUCUACUUGAGCGACCAAAGUCAGUGGAGGAGCUGAAACAAAUAAUGCAAGAGAGGUUCAAGCCGAGACUGGAUGGGGACUUUAGCCUGCACUAUGAGGAUCCAGACUUUGAUGGUGAUCUUUGUCUUCUUGUGGACAUCCAGGAGUUACCAGAGAAGGGCACAUUGAGAGUCAUCAGACCUGAAGGUGACACCUCAUCUACUGCAUCUUCCGACACAGACAUACUCCCACAUGUACCUGCGUUACAGCGCCAGAAGAGUUGGCCUGAUAACUUUGUGGUUCCUGGUUUUGGUUAUGAAGUGGAGCAUAUACUAGAAGAAGGAAAUCGUAUUUAUGAAGAAUCAGGAAAAUUGCUGAAGUUAAAGAGGUCACAGAAGAGUGAAAUCCUUAAGAAAAUGGCAGAAAUGAUCUACAGUUUUAAACCAUACCCACAUGAAAAGGAAUUGGCAAUGGCUGCUCAAGCUUUGAUUACAGCUCAUCCAUGUCUAAGAAUGACGGCUGGUGAAGACGGGGAGUUGGGAUGGAAACGUCACAUAGGGUACAAGGUUGCGUCUUACCGUAACAAUCUGGCCAAAGCUGGGGUUGCUGAAGUAGCCAUCAACACAGGGAGGCGGAGCCGAAACAACCCCGACAAUGAUCACCCCCAUCAAAACAUAAAGAAAGCUCGAAAAGCUGAGGUCAACUACAUCAUCAACCUACCAAAAGAUCAAACCCCAGCCACUCUGGAAACAAUGAGAAAAGAAAUCCUAUAUGAAGUCGAAAAGACUGAGAGAAACCAAUUAGUCAUAGGCAAGCUCAUGAACACAACCUAUGCCCUUCGUCGCCAAGAAAUUGUUGGAGCUCUUGUUGCUCCACGGGUGAGAGACGUCGUGGACAGAUGGCCAGCCCUACUUAUGGAGUCACAGGUAUAA
This is a messenger RNA of Etheostoma spectabile (orangethroat darter), 1302 nucleotides long. RefSeq lists its product as uncharacterized. The record is from RefSeq and is a predicted model, not a curated record. The transcript is spliced from 4 exons. Bases 328 to 1302 code for a protein of 324 amino acids. NCBI's taxonomy places the organism in Eukaryota, Metazoa, Chordata, Actinopteri, Perciformes, Percidae.